This is a messenger RNA of Eufriesea mexicana, 1961 nucleotides long. RefSeq names its product dnaJ protein homolog 1. NCBI's taxonomy places the organism in Eukaryota, Metazoa, Arthropoda, Insecta, Hymenoptera, Apidae. Bases 197 to 1264 code for a protein of 355 amino acids. The record is from RefSeq and is a predicted model, not a curated record. Gene Ontology annotation, cellular component: cytosol. The transcript is spliced from 2 exons. Gene Ontology annotation, molecular function: protein-folding chaperone binding.
UUUGUAUAUAUGGACUGCACAGCUUACGCGACACUUUAGUACGUGAAGAGAAGUGUUAGAUGUUGUUUCGUCUUAUCUGUCAGAAAUAAUCGUUUCGUAAGUCUGCAUAACGUUUGCAAAAAACUCAGUGAAUUUAGUGCCAAUUGGAUUUUGUAAUUUAUCAAGGAAUCACAAGAAAAAUAGCGAUCAGUGACCAAUGGGGAAAGAUUACUAUAAAAUACUAGGCAUAAACAAGUAUGCCUCUGAUGAUGAAAUCAAAAAAGCCUAUAGAAAAUUAGCUUUGAAAUAUCAUCCUGAUAAAAAUAGGAGUGCUGGAGCUGAAGAAAAAUUUAAAGAAAUAGCUGAAGCUUAUGAAGUGCUUUCUGAUGCUAAAAAGAGAGAAAUUUAUGACAAAUUUGGAGAAGAAGGACUGAAGGGAGGAGCUGGAUCAGCAGGAGGAGGCAGUGGUGCUACAACAUACACUUUCCAUGGAGAUCCAAGAGCAACCUUCGCUCAAUUCUUUGGUUCUGCUAGUCCUUUCCAGGCCUUCUUUGAUUUUGGAGGAGGUCCUAUAGGAAAUCGAAUGUUCAGCUUCCAUGAUGACGAUAUGGAUGUAGAUGAUCCACUUGGAUUGGGACCUGGAUCUCAACGUCAAGGUGGCCAAGGUGGAGCUUUCAGAUCACAUUCUUUUAACUAUGUGGGAUCUAACUCUGGCAGAGGAGGCAAUAAAGAUCGUGCUCAAGAUCCUGCUGUUGAACAUGAUUUGUACAUCAGUUUAGAAGAAAUCUUACGUGGUUGUACAAAGAAAAUGAAAAUUUCUAGACGAGUUGUACAAACUGAUGGUUCUACAAAAAGGGAAGAAAAAGUUCUUACAAUUCACGUGAAACCAGGAUGGAAGGCUGGUACUAAGAUCACCUUCCAAAAAGAAGGUGAUCAAGCACAUGGAAAAGUUCCAGCAGAUAUUAUUUUUAUCAUCAGAGACAAACCACAUCCUCUUUUUAGAAGAGAAGGCAGUGAUAUAAGAUACACUUGCAAGCUCAGCUUAAAACAAGCUUUAUGUGGUACUAUCAUGGAAGUUCCUACGCUUACUGGCGAAAAAAUCAAUUUAAAUUUGACACGAGAAAUUGUAAAACCCAAUAUGGUUAGGAGGAUUCAGGGACAUGGUUUACCAUUCCCAAAAGAAUCAUCGAGGAAAGGUGAUCUUCUGGUUUCGUUUGAUAUCAAAUUCCCCGAAACACUAUCGCAAAGUGCAAAGGACAUAUUAUACGAUACCUUGCCGAAUUGAACACGAAAAAUUGGAACAAAAAACAUGGAUAAUUGUCAUCACAACGACAGUCCUCUAAUCGUUCCAAUAGACGAGACUAAACACUCGUGUACGUUCUAGUACAUAAAGCGUGAUUAGAGAGCUGUGACAAAUAUUUGUUGAAGCGAUGCAAAUAAUAAUUUUACCUUAUAGCUAGGAAAAUGUGAUUUUUCCAUUAGUCAAAUAUAAAAGAAAUCAGAUUUUUGAUUUGGGUUUAGACAAAUUUAUGUUCGUUAGAAUUCUUAACGAAAAAACGAAUGAUUCAGUUGCUUUGGUAGUGAAACGUAUUUUGUCUUUACAUGCGGGAAGAUCCUAAACAGUGACAAAGAUCGAAUAUAUUUACAUUAAGUUAUAUGAUUUAACAGUGAGAGUCUGUUAAAGUGCGCAACUCCGGUCGUAUGAAUGUGAUCUACUUAAUUUUGUUCAUUCUGUACAUUCAGAGUAUGUAUUAUGUAUACAGUAUGAGCGAAUGUGCGUACACUUGUGUAUCUAUGUAUAGUGUGUAAGUAUUCUUUAGUAUAAAUGCGUAUAGCGCGACUGAUAUGUACGAAUGGCAAAUCUGCGGAAAUGUGACAAAAUGAGCCAUCAUCGCUGUAUCUAAAUCGUUACAUUAUUUUGUUUUAUGUCAUUAUUCAUAUCAUGUAUCAUCAUUCGACUCGUUUUCAUUUUCAAUAAAUUA